AUCUGGGUCCCGGGGGCGGGGCGGGAUACUUGGAGGCGCGUUUGCUGAGCACGGUGGGGUGGACCCCACUAACAGGGUCGAGCCUUGCGAGCCCCAGAAUCUUCGGCGCUUGUCCGAAUCCAGCCUUCUCGGUCACCGGGAAGAGUGGCGUUCCUUCCUGCUCAGCUCAGGGGCGUCCCUCCGGACCCUAGGGCCUGUGUUCCCGGAAGUGAAUUUUGCUAAGUCACUCACGGCUUUUGAUUGUUGCUGUUUGUGACCUCGUAUGAAUUACACCUGCUUAUUAAACCUCUGUUGUUAGGUUACAAAGGCGUACACGAUUCAUAUCUGUGGCAGGGCCAUACAGAGUGACCUCCAUUUGGAGCUGCGCUCAUGUAGAGGAGGGUUCUGGUCAUGCAGCAGUUGCACAAAGACUGCCGGGCCACAGAGUGGCCGUGGACACAAAGUUCAGUACUAGAAGACACAUGCCGGCGGCAAGACUUCAACCCCAGUGAAUACGACCUGAAGUUUCAGAGGACGGUGCUAGACCUCUCUCUCCAGUGGAGAUUUGCCAACCUGCCUAACAAUGCCAAGCUGGAGAUGGUGCCUGUGUCCCGUAGCCGCGAGGGGCCUGAGAACAUAGUUCGCAUCGCGUUCCAGCUGGAUGACGGCUCCAGGUUGCAGGACGCUUUCUGUUCCCGACAGACUCUCUGGGAGCUUCUCAGCCAUUUUGCACAGACCAGGGAGCGUCUGCAGCAGCUGGGUGAGAAGACCCCUGUCUGCGUGUACAUGAGGAAUGAGGUGACUGGUAGAGCUGCCUUACAGAACACAACCCUUCAGUCACUGGGCCUGACAGGUGGUAGUGCCACCAUCAGGUUUGUCAUAAAGCAGUGUGACACCGCCGGCAAACAGGAGUCCAUAGCCGUCAGGAGCAAGGCCCCGGGAAGUCCGGUCUCCUCCUUGUCAGCCGACCAGGCAUCCAGUAGCACAUUGCUUCCUCUGAACUCUGGGGAGUUCAGCAGGGGAGACCUAAACCAUGAGGGUGAUGCAAACACCUCAGGGACCGGCCUUGAGGGUGGCCCCAAACCAACGGAUGCUCAAACAAAGCAAAGCACCAGUGAGCCUGCAUCGGCCCCCUUCGUUCCCUUCUCUGGGGGGGGCCAGCGGCUGGGGGGCCCGUCUGCGUCCUUGAGACCUCUAACAUCACCUUCGGCCAAUUCAUCCAAGUCUUUCUCUGGCCCUGGGGGCCCUUCUAAGCCCAAGAAGCCAAAGCCUGGUGAGGAGCCCCAGCAGGAGCCUGAACCGCCCGUUGACCGAGAUCCUGUGGUGUACCACCCUGACCUAGAGGACUUGCUACAGCCCUGGCCGGCAGAGGUGCCUGACGAGUUCUUUGAGGUGACUGUGGAUGAUGUGAGGAGACGCUUGGCCCAGCUCAAGAGUGAGCGGAAGCGUCUGGAAGAAGCCCCCCUGGUGACCAAGGCUUUCAGGGAGGCUCAGAUGAAGGAGAAACUGGAACGUUACCCAAAGGUGGCUCUGCGGGUCCUAUUCCCUGACCGCUACAUCCUGCAGGGCUUCUUCCGCCCCAGUGAGACAGUGGGGGAUCUUCGAGACUUUGUUAGGAGCCACCUGGGGAACCCCGAGCUCUCCUUUUACCUAUUCAUCGCUCCACCCAAAAUGGUCCUGGAUGACCACACGCUGACUCUCUUUCAGGCAAACCUCUUCCCUGCUGCGCUUGUGCACUUUGGAGCUGAAGAACCAACAGGUCUCUAUCUGGAACCUGGGCUGCUAGAACACACCGUCUCCCCAUCUACAGCUGAUGUGCUGGUGGCCAGGUGUAUGUCCCGGGCUUCCGGGUCCCCACCUCUGCUGCCAGCCCCUGACCCUGUAUCCCUGGAGUCUGAGCCAAUCGCUGAGGAUGGGGCACUGGGGCCCCCAGAGCCCAUCCAAGGGACAGCCCAGCCUGUGAAGAGAAGCCUGGGCAAAGUACCCAAGUGGCUGAAGCUGCCAGCCAGCAAGAGGUGAGAGCUACCAGCCUGGAGAUGCCUAUCACCAGCCACAGGACCCUACCCCCACCCACCCCGAGCAGGAAUAAAGAGUCGCGCUUCUCUCAAA
Messenger RNA from Mus musculus (house mouse), 2088 nucleotides. RefSeq names its product ASPSCR1 tether for SLC2A4, UBX domain containing (gene Aspscr1). The record is from RefSeq and is marked validated. Gene Ontology annotation, cellular component: endoplasmic reticulum-Golgi intermediate compartment membrane; nucleoplasm; nucleus. NCBI's taxonomy places the organism in Eukaryota, Metazoa, Chordata, Mammalia, Rodentia, Muridae. Bases 391 to 1998 code for a protein of 535 amino acids. The transcript is spliced from 16 exons. Gene Ontology annotation, molecular function: methyltransferase regulator activity.